AUGCCGCCAGACGUCGACAGACUCGUGUCCGAGGUGACAGUGCCCGACUCGACGCUCACGCCGGACCGUUCCACCACCCCUCACACCGCGGCGCCCAAGCCCGACGACAUCACCAUAGGCUUCGCGCCGCCGCCGGCCUCCCGGGACGUCGACUUGACCGCGCGCGUGGCGGCCCUCGUAAACAAGGUCUACUUCGACGCCGAGGCCGGCAUCUUCCACGACGGCUACCACAGGACCAGCAGCGCCGAGAUUGCGCAGUUUAUCCAGGACCAACACCUCGUCCUCGCGCGGCUCAAUCAUCAUGGCGCUUCACCUUCGGCCGGGGCUGGAGACGUCAUUGGGUGCGUCUACGUCAAGACAUUGUCGCCCACGCUCGGCGACUUCGGCAUGCUGGCCCUGGACGAGACGUAUCGCGGGGGUGGGCUGGGGCGAGACCUGGUGCGCUUCGCCGAGGGCCACUGCCGCCGCAUCGGUUGCACCAAGAUGCAGCUUGAGUUGCUCGUGCCAACCACUUUCGAGCACGCUCUCAAGACGCGAAUGCAAGCUUGGUAUCUGCGCAUGGGCUAUCGCAUCGUCAAGUUAGGCAGCUUCCAGGACGAAUACCCGGCGUUGGCGCCGCUUCUGACUGGGCCGGCCGACUACAAGAUAUUCGAGAAGGACCUGACGCCGGGCACUCCGUAG
This is a messenger RNA of Purpureocillium takamizusanense, 681 nucleotides long. RefSeq lists its product as uncharacterized. The transcript has a single exon. The coding region runs from base 1 to 681 and encodes 226 amino acids. The record is from RefSeq and is a predicted model, not a curated record. Gene Ontology annotation, molecular function: acyltransferase activity, transferring groups other than amino-acyl groups. NCBI's taxonomy places the organism in Eukaryota, Fungi, Ascomycota, Sordariomycetes, Hypocreales, Ophiocordycipitaceae.